UUAUGUCUAUGCUUCUCUCCAACCUGACUAACCUAACUUAACUCGGAGCCGGAGUAAGUUUGUUGUGUGUCGAGAUUGAAGUUAUGUAUCGCGUAGAUAUGAGUGACAAUGUCGUAUCAAGACAGUGGAUUUUCAACGAUGUACGAUCGACAGGACGACUAUGAUCUCGACGAGGACAAUGAGGAGUACCUGGAGGAGGACAGGGAUGCCGAGGAGCAAGAUGAAAGCGAUGAAGAUACCGAGGAGGCGAGCGAAACCGAUAUGGGAAAAUCCGAAGAAUACACAGAAAUCAAAGAACAAAUGUACCAAGAUAAACUAGCCAGCUUGAAGAAGCAACUGCAGCAAUUGAAGGAAGGCACGCAUCCCGAAUACAAUCGUAAACUGAAACGACUGGAGGCGCAAUAUAAAGAACGAUUGAGACUUAAUAUAAUUUACCGAGAUUACUUGACGGAAUGGGUCGAGCGUGAUUACAUAUCGGAGAAAAAGGCAGCGGCGAAGGAAUUUGAAGAGAAAAAGAUCGAUCUUAAGGAAAAUUUACUUACUGACAUGGAGGAAAAGCGAAAAAUCAUUGAGUCAGACCGCCACACAAUGGAACUCACUGGUGAUUCUAUGGAGGUAAAACCGGUAAUGACGAGAAAAUUGCGUAGACGUCCCAACGAUCCAGUACCUGAAAAAGUAGAAAAACGGCGAAAACCGCCUCCCGCACAACUAAAUUACGUGCUGGACGAUAAAGAUAUCGAACUUGAUUUAAAAGCGAUCAAUCGUGCGAAAGCGCCGACCACCAUUCGCAAGCCAGUAGUUUUACCACAUUACAACAACGCGGUCAAUAUUCCAUCACAGCAUAUAUCACAGCCGCCUGAAACCCCAUUGGUGGAAACUCGCAUAGAGGAUGGAAAGUUAUUAUAUGAGCGAAGAUGGUUCCAUCGUGGUCAACCUGUCUAUGUCGAAGGCAAGGAUCUCAAUAGGUUCGCGGCGAAUAUUUCCGCAAUCGGCACCGAAGCGAUCUGGGUGAAGAAAGUAUCGGACAGCAGCAAAGUACGCAUUUACACGUCACAACUAAGUCGUGGGAAGAUCUCCAUCAAACGACGGGCGUCCUAAUCAACUCCUCUAUUAUCCUUGCAGGCAUCCCUUCAUCAGACUUGCGUCACGUUGCGUUUAUCGUUUCUAAUUAAAGCAGUAUUUCCCGGAAUUAAA
Molecule: messenger RNA, 1194 nt
Organism: Wasmannia auropunctata (little fire ant)
Lineage: Eukaryota; Metazoa; Arthropoda; Insecta; Hymenoptera; Formicidae
Product: sin3 histone deacetylase corepressor complex component SDS3
Exons: 8
Coding region: 109-1098 (329 amino acids)
Biological process (GO): negative regulation of transcription by RNA polymerase II
Cellular component (GO): Sin3-type complex
Molecular function (GO): histone deacetylase binding
Source: RefSeq, a predicted model, not a curated record